GGGCACACUUUGUGAGACUUUUGAAAAAUAUAAAACUCGGCGCUUCGGACCGGACCGGACCGGACCGGACCGACUUAGACCCCUCCCUCUGCCACUUGCUGGUUAUCCGGUAAAUGUAAUGGCGUCGUCGCCUGCACUCUCCCCUGCAUCUCCUCCCCUCCUCCGCCACCACCGCGGCUGGCGCUGCCGCCGCCUCCUUUCCACCCAAGCCCACUUCCUAAUUCCUAACGCCCUCCUCCAACGCCGCUCCUUCAUCCUAUCCUCUGCCUCCUUUCUCCUCGCCCAACCCAGCGCCGCCGACACCGCCUCUCUACCCGACCAGCCACUGCCAUCCAUCGUCACCGAUCGCGUCUUCUUCGAUUUCGGCUUCUGCCCCAGCUACCUCCGUUCGGACCGGCCUCUUGGCUUCGACCUCGCUGCCUGCCCCGACACCGAGCCCCUCGGCCGCGUUGUGUUCGGCCUCUACGGCAAGAUCCUUCCUCAGACCGUCGCCAAUUUCAAGACGGCAUGCGCCUCCGCGACCUACCGCGGGACGCUCGUCCACAAGAUCCUCCAGGGCCAGUUCUUUGUCGCCGGCCGCCAGGGGCGGAAGGAAAAGGGGGAGGUCCGGCCGCCAACUGGGCUGCUGCGCAACAUGGAGACCGUCGACCCCAAGGCGUUCCAGCUGAAGCAUUCUAGACCUGGAACUCUAUCAUUGUGCUUGUCCGAGAACGAUGAUGACGAAGCCGUCAAGCUGGAACCGGACUACCACAACUUGGAGUUUCUGGUGACCACUGGGCCGGGGCCAUGCCCGCAGCUUGACAACGAGAACAUCGUGUUUGGCACUGUGCUCGAAGGGAUGGAUGUGAUCACCAACAUAGCUAGCAUUCCCACAUAUAAGCCAGCCGAAAGGAUUCGGCAAUUCAAUGAUUUUGCGCAGUUUCUUGGAGAUGAGAGGGCUCAGAUAGCUCGUACAAUGUGGAAUCGACCUCUAAAAACUAUUUAUAUCAGCAACUGCGGAGAGUUGAAUGUGGCAACACCUUCGCUUUCCCCUAGCUUGCCGUAACAACUGUAUAGAUUUUCGUAGAGGGACAUGAAUUGUACAUUGAAAAUAUACUCCCGGUUUUGUCCUACAUAGUUGUAUAAAGUAUCAAAUCAAAUUGAUCUACAGCUUGUUGCGAGUAUAGACUUUUUGAUAUUUACAUUAAUUUUGGGCAAUUUAUCUAAAAAUUCUCACUUGAAACCA
Messenger RNA from Zingiber officinale, 1225 nucleotides. RefSeq names its product peptidyl-prolyl cis-trans isomerase CYP28, chloroplastic-like. Gene Ontology annotation, molecular function: peptidyl-prolyl cis-trans isomerase activity. The transcript has 2 exons. Gene Ontology annotation, biological process: protein peptidyl-prolyl isomerization. The coding region runs from base 119 to 1045 and encodes 308 amino acids. Gene Ontology annotation, cellular component: chloroplast. The record is from RefSeq and is a predicted model, not a curated record. Lineage: Eukaryota; Viridiplantae; Streptophyta; Magnoliopsida; Zingiberales; Zingiberaceae.